AUGGCGUCUUCGGAAAUGCCAGCUCGUGUUGAAACGCCUCUUGGCGCCGAUUUGCCGAGCGAAACGAAUGCCGAGCAAACGCAAGCAUCGCAGCGUCAGCGUAGUGGGGGUGGGGGUGGAGGUGCUUCAAAGGAUUUAAAGGAUGCCAAGGAUAGGGGGCAAAAAACGGAUAUACAGAGAUCGCCCGAACAGCGAAGAUCACCGGAAACUGAAACAACGCCGGUGGGAUCACCAAACAACACCAAUGCAGGCAAUACGGGGGGCGGUGGCGAGGGGGGCUUGGGACGCAGCUCUUCAGUGGACUCAUCAUCGACGCUGCCGCAACAAUUCUGUCUUCGCUGGAACAAUUAUCAGAGCAAUAUGACGACCAUAUUCGAUCAGUUGUUGCAGAACGAAUGCUUCGUUGACGUCACGCUUGCCUGUGAUGGCCGCUCGAUGAAGGCCCACAAAAUGGUGCUAUCCGCCUGCUCGCCCUACUUCCAGACCCUGUUGGCCGAGACGCCCUGCCAGCACCCGAUUGUCAUAAUGCGUGACGUCAACUGGCCCGAUCUGAAGGCCAUUGUUGAGUUCAUGUAUCGUGGUGAGAUAAACGUCAGCCAGGAUCAGAUCGGGCCCCUCCUGCGCAUUGCCGAAAUGCUGAAGGUACGCGGCCUAGCAGAUGUCACGAACAUGGAGUCCUUGGCUGCAGAGGUGGACACGCCCAGCAUGGCACAGGUUUCGCCCAAGGACUCGGCAUCGGCAACGGGCGUCGAGCGCGAGGCUGAGGAGCUGCUCGCCUUCAUGCAGCCCGAGAAAAAGCUGCGGUUGGGCAAUGAAUGGGGCGACUUCGGAGCAACUGCGUCCAGCAACAUAGAGUUUCGCAUGUCACCCCACCAGCAGCCAGCGCGCAACGUACGCAAGCGACGCUGGCCCUCCGCCGACACAAUUUUCAAUCCGCCCUCCAGUCCACUCAGCAGCCUCAUAGCUGCCGAGCGUUUGGAACAGGAACACAGCUCCAAGUCUGCGGGUGCCGGCACCAGCGGGCCAGGCAGUGGCACGCCCCGACGUCUCACUCCGUCUUCCGCAGCAGCAGCUCUGGACGUGCAUGGCCUGGAAAUGCCCUCGCCGGCGACCACACCCGCGCCCAGUGCUCAUCAUUCGCAAAACAUCUCACCCGCUUCGUCCGCACACUGCGGCUCCUCUGGCCACACUGCGCCAUCCAGUUUGGUUCCAUCGCCAGCGAGUGAGGCGCGUUUUCCGAUGAACCCCGCCGCAGCCAUGGCUGCUGCUAUGGAACUGAGUGGCCUCGGAGCUGCACAAACGAAUACGUCGGCGAGUUCCGAGCCACGCCUUCCACCGCCCCCUCACCAUCAUAUCACUCCGUCACCGUCUGAUGACAUGGAAAUCAAACCCGGCAUAGCCGAAAUGAUACGCGAAGAAGAGCGGGCCAAAAUGCUGGAGAACUCACACGCUUGGAUGGGAGGUACCGCAUCGACGCUGGCUGACAGUUACCAAUACCAACUGCAGUCGAUGUGGCAGAAAUGCUGGAAUACCAACCAAAAUCUGAUGCACCACAUGCGCUUUCGUGAACGUGGUCCGCUCAAAUCCUGGCGCCCCGAGACCAUGGCCGAGGCCAUUUUCAGCGUCCUGAAGGAGGGCCUAUCAUUAUCGCAGGCGGCUCGCAAAUACGACAUACCCUAUCCAACGUUUGUGCUAUAUGCGAAUCGUGUCCACAAUAUGCUGGGACCCUCCAUCGAUGGCGGACCCGAUCUGAGGCCGAAGGGGCGCGGAAGACCGCAGCGCAUAUUACUGGGGAUCUGGCCAGACGAGCAUAUCAAGGGUGUAAUUAAGACGGUAGUGUUUCGUGAUGCCAAAGAAAUAAAGGAUGACGGCAUGAGCUCGCAUUUGCCGCCCUAUGGACGUCAUUCGGAUCUGUCUCUUAACUAUCCCGGAUCUAGUGGCAUGACAGCCGGCGGCCCUAGCCUGGGAUCGUUGGCUUGUCCCAAUGGCAUGCCCAGCGGGGCGGUCGGUAGCGGCGGAUCCGGAACAGCUGCCGAACAACAAAUGUCGCAGGAAACCGCAGCCGCCGUCGCGGCAGUGGCGCAAAAUCUACGUCAACAGAUGCAAAUGGCAGCGGCCGCGCAGCAACACCAGCAUCAGCACGCGGAAAGUGGUGGACCACCGCCGGGACUAUUCAAUCUGCCCCCGCAUUUGCAGCCGCAUCCGGUGCCCGGCGGCAUACCGCUGCCCAAGGCGAGCAUAUCGCCGGCGCUGAGCAGCGGGUCGAAUCCAUCGCUGGGACCACGGCAUGCGCCCUCGCCCUGCGGUCCCGCAGCCAUGCACGCGCUCUCGGGCCUGCCGCCCAGUAUGGCCGUCGCAUUGCGCGAUCCCGCCGCCGCCUCGCUACUGGGCCAGCAGCAACAGCAACACCUGCAACAGUUACAGCUGCAGCAGCAACAUGCACUGCUGCAGCACGCCCUACAGCAGCAACAUCAGCAGCAACAGCAACAUCAGCAGCAGCAACAACAGCAACAACAACAGCAACAUAUUGCUGAUAAGUCGAAGGCAGCGGCGUCUUCCGAGCGGCGACAGGCGAGUCCGCUGCGCAGCGACACCCCGCACUUGCAUUCGCCUUUGCCAUUGCCAGAGCUCGGCCUAGAGAUAGGAAGCUACAAACGCGAAUACUCUCCCACACAGCUCUUCGCCGACGAUUUGGCCGAGCUGGUCAGCGGCGUCGCGUCCUCGUCCUCGCCGGCAACCACGGCAACAUCCACCGCGCCAGCAACGAGCAUUGCUACGGGAAGAGCCUCAUCCACCGACAUCAGUUCGAGCAGCAUUAAGGUAGAGCCCAUUACCACGAGCAACGAAUAGAGAGAUGUUUCGAAAAUCAAAACAAAAGUAUCUAAGGAAUCAAAUCAAAACUCCUAGCAACUACUUACAACGUUAAGUUCACGUAAAUCCAACCCAUCCAGUGUAAUCAAUAUUAAGCCCCCACCCUCCCUCCUUCUUAAAUGGACGACGAAUUUCGGUUAUUCGUACUAACUCGUUAGCUGCUUGAGUCUCAGCCCCCCUAAGAUCGCAUUCGCCUUCUACAAAAAAAUUAUUUCUCGAAAACUCCUCUAAAUAUUUAAACUUAGCUUUCAACUCUGUGUUGUAUUUUGGAUCCUACAGCUUUGGGAUACAAGUGCCAUUUUAAGACAGCGUAUUUUGUGUUUUGAUAGAAGAUAUAGAAGAUGCCUUUCAGAUUCUUUUAUCUCCGUUUGUUUGUUUUAUAUUAAUUUGUAAAUCAUG
Scaptodrosophila lebanonensis is the source of this 3270-nucleotide messenger RNA. It is a transcript of the gene bab1, whose product is annotated as protein bric-a-brac 1. The record is from RefSeq and is a predicted model, not a curated record. The transcript is spliced from 7 exons. Bases 1 to 2850 code for a protein of 949 amino acids. Gene Ontology annotation, biological process: regulation of transcription by RNA polymerase II. NCBI's taxonomy places the organism in Eukaryota, Metazoa, Arthropoda, Insecta, Diptera, Drosophilidae. Gene Ontology annotation, molecular function: DNA binding; protein binding. Gene Ontology annotation, cellular component: nucleus.